AUGGAGGGCAGUGAGACCAUUACUAAGAGUCUAGCCGAUAGAGUCAAUCCCGACCCGAAGAAGGAAAAGCGAGUGAGCCGUGCCUGUCUCGCCUGCAGAGCGCGAAAGUCGGCCUGCAUAUUGCCAACCGUCGACGGAGUUAUAUCGACGCCAUGCGAAAGAUGCAAGGCAACCAAUCUCGAGUGUGUGAUUGGAUCAAGCAAUCGUGGCGGGCGCAGAGUGCGCAAACGAACCUUUGAUCAGACUGGACUGGAGGACGGAACGCCUUCUUCAGUGAAGAGUUCCAACCCCAUUUCUUCCGGAGAGGAUGUUCAGAAUACCUCCUUCAGUAAUUAUCGGACAGAUGAAACUCCAACCCAUUCCGCAUGGGCGGCAGAGGAGUACGGUCCCUCCCGCCGUGCACCAGAGAGGACUUCGCCUACUCCGGCCAUCAUGCUCGACCCAGCUCUUGAAGCUGCGGAUACCAACGCAAGGGAAUUGCUAGACAGGAAUUCUUCCGGCUCGGAGAACAUCGCCUUCAAUGACCUCCAAAAUCCGAGUGACGCGUUGGGCAUACUAGCCCAGAUUGCGAGCAAUGGAGAAAACGCUCCUCCUUUGAAUCGCUCGCACAGUCUACCUAGGGCAUAUGAUACAUCUCAGCUCGACUAUGCGCUUGUCAGAGAUGGUCGAUUGUCAUUCUCGAAGGUCAUCACAUUGCUACAGAGGUACAAGUAUCACUACCAUCCAUACUUCCCACUCACCCCUGCCGCCACACUAGAUGCGGUCAAUCUCUCAAAGACAGCAUUCGAAGAGCCACAUCUUUUGACUGCGAUCCUUGUAGUCGCUUCGAGGGACUUGACUGAUGAGCCUCAUGUGUUCAAAGCUUGCUCGGAGCACAUGCGAUCGCUGGUCUCAGCACUCGCAGCGGGUGGACCGGGCAAUGUUGAGGCAGUUGAGGCGCUGCUCGUGCUCGCCGAAUGGACACCCUACACGACUCGAUCCGAUGCUGGUCAUGUUGGCCGCGGUGAGGAAGAUCGCGAAGCAUGGAUGCAUGUAGGGACUGCUCUACGCAUAGGUUACUUCCUGGGCCUCGAUAGGUAUUCCUUCCACGUCCGAGGAGACGAUGCCAAGGAUCCUCAAUGGCAGCGCAAACGUCUUGUCUGGACUGCUUGCUAUAUAUCGGAUCGACAGAUCUCCAUACGUCUGGGUCGUGCGUUUUGGUCGAGGGGACCUGGUCCAUUGACCCAUUUGUCCGCUACUGACUUCCCUAUGCUCGCUCCCGCCAGUCCAGGUGAUGAGAAUUUCGCUGAGAUUUUCCAGGCUACUCUAGAGCUCACACUCCUGUUUUCCAACGUUCAUGAUGUAUUGUACAGCAACCCAGGCAACUCAAUGCGCAGUCAUCUGGCAGGAGGUUACAUCAAAUACAUUGACGACUUCCGCAGCGCAAUCUAUGGCUGGAAGAGUGUAUGGGGAACUCUCACUUGUUCACCGCAGCUGAAAGCAACGCUUCUGAUGUCCUAUGACUACCUCCGGCUCUAUACCAACGCCUUUGCCUUCCACGCAACAGUAAAGCGUGCCCUGCCACAAAUACAGCAAGAGAGCCGAAAGUCAAACAGCACCGCUCCAGGCCGUGUCUUCUACAACAAUGUCGGCGCUGUGGGAGAUGCCCGUUUCAUCUACGAGGGACUGGACGCUGCGAAGAGUUUGCUUAGUAUGGUAAACACUUUUGUGGACCCGGAGAAGUCUCUACGAUACAUGCCACUUCGAUUCUACCUCUACUCAAUCUACUCUGGGGUAUUCCUCUACAGAGCGAGAUGUGUGGGCGUCCUUGCUCCUGAUGAAGAGCAGUCAGUUCGAAACAUGGUCAAAGAGACCGUGAAUAGACUGGAGCGAUCAGGAAUUGGCACACAGCAUCCCGGCAGUCGAUAUGCCCAACUUCUCAAGCUACUCUGGGAGAAAGUCGAGCGCAAAGAACGCAAAGGCACAAUCUCAACGGCUACCCUCCAAAACCCAUAUCGACCGGGCAGUAUGGGCGGAGGACCAACGCCGGCUUCGAGCUCCUCUGUAUUAACACAUGACUCUCCCGCCACAACGGAGGUCAUGGGUGAUUUCUCCUGGACGGAUUUGCAGGCGAUUGGGGACUUUGCAGUCAACGGUAACGGCGGGCUCAUCAACGACGCGGAGUGGUGGAGUGGAUUCCUCCCGGCCGACAGCAACAAUUUUCUAUUUGAUACGUUGAUGGGUGUAGACGAUUGGAAUCUGGGCCUCUAG
Molecule: messenger RNA, 2250 nt
Organism: Ramularia collo-cygni
Lineage: Eukaryota; Fungi; Ascomycota; Dothideomycetes; Mycosphaerellales; Mycosphaerellaceae
Product: related to C6 transcription factor
Exons: 7
Coding region: 1-2250 (749 amino acids)
Biological process (GO): regulation of DNA-templated transcription; DNA-templated transcription
Cellular component (GO): nucleus
Molecular function (GO): DNA binding; zinc ion binding; DNA-binding transcription factor activity, RNA polymerase II-specific
Source: RefSeq, a predicted model, not a curated record